AUGUCGGACGCCCCUAAACCCACGGUGGUGCUCGAGGCCCACGAGGUCGACACUUUCCAUGUUCCCCAGGCCUUCCACGACAAGCACCCCACAGGCACUCACCUUAAGGAUAUUGACGAGUACAAAAAACUCUACGAGGAGUCUAUCCGUGAUCCCGACACCUUCUGGGCUCGCAUGGCCCGUGAGCUGCUCACAUUCGACAAGGACUUCCAGACCACCCACCAUGGUUCCUUUGAGAACGGCGACAAUGCAUGGUUCGUCGAGGGCACUCUGAAUGCCUCAUUCAACUGUGUCGACCGUCAUGCGCUGAAGAACCCCGAUAAGGUGGCCAUCAUCUACGAGGCCGAUGAGCCCAACGAGGGCCGCACCAUUACAUACGGCGAGUUGCUGCGCGAGGUUUCUCGCGUGGCUUGGACUUUGAAGAAGCGUGGCGUGAAGAAGGGUGACACUGUCGCCAUCUACCUCCCUAUGAUUCCGGAGGCUGUCAUUGCUUUCUUGGCCUGCUCGCGAAUUGGUGCUGUGCACUCGGUCGUUUUUGCCGGUUUCUCAUCUGACUCGCUGCGAGACCGUGUCAUUGAUGCCGACUCCAGAGUCGUCAUCACUAGUGACGAGGGCAAGCGCGGUGGCAAGGUCAUUGGUACCAAGCGCAUUGUUGACGAGGCGCUCAAGCAGUGCCCCGAUGUGACUACUUGCCUCGUGUUCAAGCGCACCGGCGCUGAGGUCCCCUGGACCACCGGUCGUGAUAUUUGGUGGCACGAGGAGGUCGAGAAGUACCCCAACUACCUUGCCCCGGAACCUGUGAGCUCCGAGGAUCCUCUCUUCCUACUUUACACUUCCGGGUCAACCGGAAAGCCCAAGGGUGUCAUGCACACCACAGCAGGCUAUCUGCUUGGUGCCGCCAUGACCGGCAAGUACGUAUUUGACAUCCACGACGAUGACCGCUACUUCUGUGGUGGUGAUGUGGGUUGGAUUACUGGCCACACAUACGUCGUAUAUGCUCCUCUCCUCCUAGGCUGUGCCACCGUUGUCUUUGAAUCUACCCCCGCCUAUCCUAACUUCUCCCGCUACUGGGAUGUCAUUGACAAGUACGAUGUCACCCAAUUCUAUGUCGCUCCUACGGCUCUGCGCUUGCUCAAGCGGGCUGGUGAUGAGCACAUCCACCAUAAGAUGAAGUCCCUCCGCAUUCUGGGCUCCGUUGGUGAGCCCAUUGCCGCAGAGGUGUGGAAGUGGUACUUUGAGGCUGUUGGCAAGGAAGAAGCUCACAUUUGCGAUACUUACUGGCAAACCGAGACUGGCUCCAACGUCAUCACACCUCUGGGUGGUAUUACCCCCACCAAGCCUGGCAGCGCCUCUUUGCCCUUCUUCGGUAUUGAGCCUGCUAUUAUCGACCCCGUCUCUGGCGAGGAAAUUACUGGCAAUGAUGUCGAGGGUGUAUUGGCAUUCAAGCAACCCUGGCCCAGUAUGGCUCGCACCGUCUGGGGAGCACACAAGCGUUAUAUGGAUACCUACUUGAAUGUUUACAAGGGAUACUACUUUACCGGAGAUGGCGCUGGUCGCGAUCACGACGGUUACUACUGGAUCCGUGGUCGUGUUGAUGAUGUUGUUAACGUCUCCGGUCACCGCUUAUCCACCGCCGAGAUUGAGGCUGCUCUUAUUGAGCACCCCAUGGUUGCCGAAGCUGCUGUCGUUGGUAUUUCUGAUGAGCUGACCGGCCAGGCCGUGAAUGCUUUUGUGGCUCUAAAGGAUGGCAAUGAGACCAACGAUCAGGCCGUCUUCGUUGUGGAGGACCUCCCCAAGACUCGCAGUGGUAAGAUCAUGCGCCGCAUUCUACGCAAGAUUCUCAGCGGCGAGGAAGAUAGCUUGGGUGAUAUCUCAACACUUUCUGACCCCUCUGUCGUGGAGACGAUCAUUGCCACCGUCCACGCUGCCCGUCGGAAGUAA
Penicillium verhagenii is the source of this 1941-nucleotide messenger RNA. RefSeq names its product acetate--CoA ligase. Gene Ontology annotation, cellular component: cytosol. Bases 1 to 1941 code for a protein of 646 amino acids. The record is from RefSeq and is a predicted model, not a curated record. NCBI's taxonomy places the organism in Eukaryota, Fungi, Ascomycota, Eurotiomycetes, Eurotiales, Aspergillaceae. The transcript has 7 exons. Gene Ontology annotation, molecular function: AMP binding; acetyl-CoA synthetase activity.